Molecule: messenger RNA, 1815 nt
Organism: Didymodactylos carnosus
Lineage: Eukaryota; Metazoa; Rotifera; Eurotatoria; Philodinida; Philodinidae
Source: the annotation of a GenBank genome assembly
AUGACAUCAAAUUUACAGAAAUUAGUUGGAGCAAAACUGAUUAAUGAUAUAUUGAGAUGUGAAUCUGUUCGUCAAAAAGAACGUAAUGAUUGGAAAGUAUUAGUAAUGGAUCGUUUGGCAACAAGAAUUAUAUCAGCAUCAUGUAAAAUGCACGAUAUUAUGUCGGAAGGAAUAACAAUUGUGGAAGAUAUUAUGAAAAAACGUGAACCAUUACCAAUGCUUGAAGCUGUUUAUUUUAUUCAACCGAAUGAAAAGUCGAUGAAUGAGCUGGUCAAUGAUUUUGAAAAGACAGCUGGUCUAUAUCCAAAAUAUAAAGCUGCGCACGUUUUCUUUACAGAAGCUUGUAAUCCUGAGCUGUUUAAUAAACUCAUUCGUUCAAAAUGUUCAAAAUAUAUUAAAACGUGUCAAGAAGUUAAUAUUGCUUUUUUACCAUAUGAACGACAGGUAUUUACAUUGGACUCACCCGAAACAUUUUAUAUAAAUUUUAAUCCAAACUCUACUCAACAACGUAUGGUACAUCUUGACCGCAUCGCUGAACAAAUAGCAACAUUAUGUGCUACAUUAGGCGAAUAUCCUUCAAUUCGUUAUCGAGGUGAAAAUGAAAAAAUGGUUGAAUUCGCACAUGCUGUUCAACAAAAACUCAAUCAAUAUAAAGCAGAUGAUGCUACAAUGGGAGAAGGUGCCGACAAAGCAAAAUCUGUUUUAUUAUUGUUAGAUCGUGGCUUUGAUGCAGUAACACCUUUAUUACAUGAAUUAACAUUCCAAGCAAUGGCAUAUGAUCUUUUAAAAAUUGAAAAUGACGUUUUUGAAUAUGAAUUACAAACUCCGGGUGUUGAUCCAAAAGUGACACCGGCACAAAAACAAAAGGUUUUGCUUGAUGAAAAUGAUGAUCUAUGGACAGAAUUACGUCAUCAACAUAUAGCUGUUGUAACACAAAGUAUAACAAAGAAAAUCAAAGAUUUUGCUAUACAAAAACGUGUAAAAGAAACGGAUCGUGAACGUACAACAAUGAAAGAUCUAUCGACAAUGAUAAAGAAAAUGCCUCAAUAUCAAAAAGAAUUGAAUGCAUAUGCUCUUCAUUUUAAUAUAGCUGAACAAUGCAUGAAUACAUAUAAUAGAGAUUUAGGAGAAAAAUUAUGUUCAGUUGAACAAAAUCUCGCAAUGGGAACGGAUCCUGAAGGAGAACGAAUAAAAGAUCAUAUGCGAAACAUAGUUCCACUUUUACUCGACACAGUUAUUGCAAUUGAAGAUAAAUUACGCAUUAUUAUGCUUUAUAUUUUACAUAAAAAUGACAAAUUAUUAAGUCAUGCAUUAAUACCAACAGAUAAGAAGAAUGUAAUUACAAAUAUGCAACAUUUAAAUUUACAAAUUUUACAAGAUCAAUCAAGAGCUGGUCGACGAAAAAAUAUUCCACAACCACGGAAAGAACGUUUGGAACCGACAUAUACAAAUUCAAGAUGGACACCUUAUGUUAAAGAUAUUAUGGAAGAUGUUAUUGAUGAGAAACUUGACUUGCGAUCAUUUCCCUCACUUGGACAACAAAGGAAUAUAUCAUCAAAUUUUCCUGCUCAAAGUUCAAGAGAAUUUGGAGCGUGGAUGCAUGCUGGACGAAAAGGAGCGGCUGGUCGUUCUGGACCGAGACUUAUCAUAUUUAUACUUGGCGGUGUAGCAUACAGCGAAUUACGUUGCGCAUAUGAAGUAACACAAACAAAUUCAAAAAAAUGGGAAGUUUUUAUAGGGGGUGAUCAUAUUGUCACACCAAAACAAUUUCUCAAAAAUUUAGAAAUGAAACCACCGAAAGAGGAUGAACAAUGA